Messenger RNA from Tetrahymena thermophila SB210, 1326 nucleotides. RefSeq names its product CwfJ carboxy-terminal 1-like protein. Gene Ontology annotation, biological process: mRNA splicing, via spliceosome. Lineage: Eukaryota; Ciliophora; Oligohymenophorea; Hymenostomatida; Tetrahymenidae. Gene Ontology annotation, cellular component: post-mRNA release spliceosomal complex. The transcript is spliced from 5 exons. The record is from RefSeq and is a predicted model, not a curated record.
AUGUUGAAGGGUUUAAAGAAAAAUAAGGUAGAGGAUAGCAAAGAAAGAAAGCAAGAAACAGAUAUUCUUGAGCCACAAAAGAAAUGGAAGAAAACUGAUAAAAAGAGCCAUAAAUAGGAAGAAGAAGAGCAUCACGAGGAAGUUUUUUAGUAAGAAUAAGUUUUAGGAAAACUAUGUGAAGAGCUAUGGAAUUAGUUUUCUAAAGGUGAGACUAUCAAAGCUACUAAGACUUGCGAAAAGCUUUUCAUAGAAUAGGAUGAGUAUUACCAGAAUACUUUCAGAGGAGAGGUUAAAAAUGCAGGUUUGCUUGAGUUGGAUAAGGAGUUGUUUGAUGAUACUGAGGUGUAAAAAACAUAUGCCUCAUUUAAUGCAGAACAAUACAGAGAAGCAGUGAAGAUUGAGAGAAAAAAUAACUAGGUUAAACAUAAUUAUGAUGACAUAGCUGUUGAUUUUUUCAAGAAAUAUAGAAACACUUAUGAUGAUAAUGAGUUACUUGAUUAAGAAUAUACUAACAAGCAGCUUAAUGCAAUAGGAGACAAAGAAGAGCAUGAAAAUAAAAAGAAAUCUAAAAAGGAAGAAAAAAUAUAACAAAAGAAAUAAAAAAAAGAAGAGCAAUACUAAUUCUUUGCAUAAAAAAAGUUAGACAAUACAUUAGAAAGUUGCAAAUACUGCUUUAGCAAUAAAUAAAUAUAGGCAGAAUAAAUUAUUUCAAUAGGAACCUCAACUGCUUUGAUUAUUCCAUAAUAUGUAAAAUACGAGAAGAUCUUUCAUCUUUACAUUGUUCCUUUUGAUCAUUACUCAAGCUUAUCUGAUGUUGAUGAAGAAGUUUAUGAGGAAAUUAGAAAUUUUUAGAAAUGCUUAGUGCAAGCUUUUGAUAAAAAAGAUUAUGAAGUCUUAUUUAUUGAAAACUCAGUCAAUUUAAAAAGCUUACCUCAUUUAAUUAUUGAAUGUGUUACUCUCCCUAGGAAUACUGCAGCAGAAAUACCAGUUUAUUUCUAGCAAGGAAUAGAAAAUAUGGAGUCUGAUUGGAACACUCACAAAAAGCUCUAUAAAAUAACUAGAGAAUAAGGUGGAAUCAGAAGCUAAAUUCCUAAAGGAUUCCCAUAUUUCUAUGUUGAUUUUGGUUUGAGAUAUGGCUAUGCCCACGUUGUUGAAGACGAAAAGGCUUUUUCAAAAAACUUUGCUCAUGAAAUCAUAUGCAACAUCUUAAAUUUAGAAAAACCAAAAGUUUUAUAUCCAGAAAAGGCAUCUCGUGAUAAAAUAUAAAAUAUAAAAGAAUCAUUUUUGCCAAUUUGGAAAAACUAUGAUUGGACAACCUGCUUGUGA